AUGUCGGAGCGGAAGGUGCUGCAAAAGUACUACCCACCAGACUUUGAUCCGUCCAUCGUCAAGCGUCGUAAAACCGGUGGUGGUCGGCAAAAGACCGUGCGUCUCAUGGCACCAUUCAGCAUGCGUUGCAAUACAUGUGGCGAGUACAUUUAUCGUGGAAAGAAAUUCAACGCACGCAAGGAGACGGUGAAUGACGAUGACUACUAUGGCAUUACCAUUUACCGCUUCUAUAUCAAGUGCUCACAAUGCAGUUCGGAAAUUACAUUCAAGACAGAUCCAAAAAACUCAGACUAUGCAGCAGAGCAUGGAGCCUCGCGGAAUUUCGAGCCUUGGCGCGAGCACGACAAGGAGAAAGAGCCAGAGUCGGGUUCAGAGCACGAGCAGGAUGGCGACGAGCCUGAUGUCGACCCAAUGAAGGCUCUUGAGCAGCGUAUGGCCGAGUCACAACGCGAAAUGGAAGUGAUGGAUGCACUUCAAGACAUUCGGACGCGGAAUGCACGCUUCGAGCGCAUGGACACCAGCACGGUCCUUGGAGCGAUUGAUGAAAACAAACGCAAAGUCGCGUCGACAGCCGAACGCAGUACCAAUAGCAGACGCGAGGCAGAUGAACAAGAAGAGGAAGAAAAAGAAGAAGAAGCACUUGUGCGCAAGUAUUUCCGCCACGAACAACCCAAUGAUGUAUCGUCCAUCACGGCGACGGCAGCAUCAGACACAAACAUACCAAACACGUCUCACUUGCUUAGUGAACGCACACGAGAGCAGCUGCGCUCGUUGGCCGUUCCGACUCAGAACAAGCCUGCACCAAAGCGGAAGCGUGGUCCGAAUGCAUUGGGCAUCGUAAGAAAAGCGUAA
Malassezia globosa CBS 7966 is the source of this 852-nucleotide messenger RNA. RefSeq lists its product as uncharacterized. Gene Ontology annotation, cellular component: U2-type catalytic step 1 spliceosome. NCBI's taxonomy places the organism in Eukaryota, Fungi, Basidiomycota, Malasseziomycetes, Malasseziales, Malasseziaceae. The transcript has a single exon. The record is from RefSeq and is a predicted model, not a curated record. Gene Ontology annotation, biological process: mRNA splicing, via spliceosome. Bases 1 to 852 code for a protein of 283 amino acids.